This is a messenger RNA of Yarrowia lipolytica CLIB122, 312 nucleotides long. RefSeq lists its product as uncharacterized. Gene Ontology annotation, molecular function: endoplasmic reticulum signal sequence receptor activity; 7S RNA binding. Gene Ontology annotation, cellular component: signal recognition particle, endoplasmic reticulum targeting. Gene Ontology annotation, biological process: SRP-dependent cotranslational protein targeting to membrane. The record is from RefSeq and is a predicted model, not a curated record. NCBI's taxonomy places the organism in Eukaryota, Fungi, Ascomycota, Dipodascomycetes, Dipodascales.
AUGUCGAGACUGACCAACACAGAGUUCAUCUCGUCGCUCAAGGACGCUUUCGACGGCAUUUCCAAGAAGGAGAAGAAGCACUCCCUUUAUUUCACACAAAAAAGACUCAGUCCCGCCAACGUGGAGCCCGAAGAGCCUUCAAAGGAGUACCCUCUACUGAUCCGAGUGGCUUACACCACUGGAGGAAAGAAGACCAAGCUGACCACCGAGGUGGACCCUUCUAAUCUCGACGAGUUCUGGAAACAGUACACGGACGUAAUGAAAGCCGGCAUGGCUCUCAAGAAGAAGGACAAGAAGCGAAAGCGAAAGUAG